CACUCACACACUACACAAGCUUCAGAGGAACUUGAGUACGACUAGCAGGCAGCAUGUCUAAUAUCGCCAAAACUAUUUCUAGGAGGCAGGGUAGAGGAGAAGGAUUGGGAACAAACAAGAAGGCAAUUCCCUUCAACAAGCAGGACUACCAGACCCUGAAGCAGGAAUGCCUGGCGAAAAAAACCCUGUUCUGUGACCCGACCUUCCCUGCUGAAUCCAAUUCUCUGGGAUACAAUGAACUCGGACCGCAGUCCUCUCAGACCAGAGGAGUCCAGUGGAAGAGACCUAAGGAGAUCUGCUCAAACCCUCAGUUCAUUGUGGACGGAGCCACACGGACGGACAUCUGCCAAGGAGCUUUAGGUGACUGUUGGUUGAUGGCGGCUAUUGCAUCUUUGACUCUGGAAAAUGAGUUUUUGGAACGUGUAGUUUCUCCUGGACAGAGUUUUACAGAGAACUAUGCCGGCAUCUUUCACUUUCAGCUCUGGCAAUAUGGUGAAUGGGUGGAUGUUGUCAUUGAUGACCGACUGCCCACCAGAGAUGGAAGACUGCUGUUUGUUCGUUCAGCUAAUGGUUCGGAGUUCUGGAGUGCACUGUUGGAAAAGGCCUAUGCAAAGUAA
Molecule: messenger RNA, 617 nt
Organism: Puntigrus tetrazona (Sumatra barb)
Lineage: Eukaryota; Metazoa; Chordata; Actinopteri; Cypriniformes; Cyprinidae
Product: calpain-2 catalytic subunit-like
Exons: 4
Coding region: 54-617 (187 amino acids)
Biological process (GO): proteolysis
Cellular component (GO): cytoplasm
Molecular function (GO): calcium-dependent cysteine-type endopeptidase activity
Source: RefSeq, a predicted model, not a curated record